This is a messenger RNA of Anguilla anguilla (European eel), 1480 nucleotides long. RefSeq names its product nitric oxide synthase interacting protein (gene nosip). Gene Ontology annotation, cellular component: nucleus. The transcript has 9 exons. The coding region runs from base 243 to 1190 and encodes 315 amino acids. The record is from RefSeq and is a predicted model, not a curated record. NCBI's taxonomy places the organism in Eukaryota, Metazoa, Chordata, Actinopteri, Anguilliformes, Anguillidae. Gene Ontology annotation, molecular function: ubiquitin protein ligase activity.
GGUUCACAAACGGAAGUUAGUGUGUUGUGGAAGUGGUUUAGGUAACAUGUUGUAGAUUAAUCUUCGUCUUAUAAUUGUUUGAUUGGUAUUACUUUGAAAUAUAUUAAACUGCAUCGUGAAGUAUUCGAAAGUUAAUUUUAGCUGACUAAUUUAGCAAGUUAAAGUGUCGGUGGGUGUUACACUGAAUUCGUUUGCGUGUUUAUUUACUCCGUAUUUAGCUCUCCCGGAUAGACGAUAAAACUAUGACACGACAUGGCAAAAACUGCACGGCUGGUGCCGUGUACACGUAUCAUGAGAAAAAGAAAGAUACAGCGGCCUCUGGAUACGGCACACAAAGCGUGCGGUUGGGGAAGGACGCUAUAAAGGACUUCGACUGCUGCUGUCUGUCUCUCCAGCCCUGCAGGGAUCCUGUCGUUACUGCGGAUGGCUACUUGUAUGAAAAAGAGGCCAUUCUGGAGUACAUCCUUCACCAGAAAGUGGAAAUCGCCAGAAAAAUGAAGGCUUAUGAGAAGCAGAAACGAGCUCAGAAGAGCGACAGCCAGUUGGAAUCCACCUCCGGCGAGAGAGAGAGGGUGGAGAAAUUCAAGAAGAGAGAGAACAGCAUCGUCUCCAAGCCCAUCAACCCCUUCACUGCAGCUACGUCCCGGGACUCGGAGGGCAAGAGCGGUUCGGUCGGGCCGGCCGCUGGCUCCAGCGCCGCUUCUUCCUCCGCUGGGUCCAGCUCCGGCUCCGGCUCCGGCUCCAGCUCCACUUCCGCCCUCCCCAGCUUCUGGAUCCCCAGCCUGACCCCCGAGGCCAAGCCCACCAUAUUAAAGAAGCCCGUGAAGACCGUGCUCUGCCCCAUGUCGGGGCGACCCCUGAAGAUGAACGAGCUGAUCUCGGUGCGCUUCACGCCUCUGGACCCCAGCCUGGACCGGGUGGCCCUGCUCACACGGCAGGACCGCUACGUGUGCGCAGUGACCAAAGACACCCUGGGCAACUCCCUGCCUUGUGCUGUCCUCAGGCCAUCCGGGGUUGUCGUGACGAUGGAGUGCGUGGAGCGUCUGAUACGGAAGGACAUGACCGACCCGGUGACCGGGGACAAACUGACGGAGAGGGACAUCGUCCCGCUGCAGAGGGGAGGAACGGGCUUCUCUGGCUCUGGAGUGGACCUGAGGGCGAAGGAGGCUCGUCCCGUCAUGCAAGUGUGAGAUGGAGAGGGAGGGGGCGGGGUUAAACUGCGCUGGACUGUUUCUAUGAACUAUGGGGAUUUUUUAAUACUGCAGACUAUAGUGUUCAGAAUAAUGUAAGUGAAUAAUGUACUUGUGUGUAUUUGUAUGUCGUGUGUAUGUGUGUGCAUGUACACACACACAGUUACUCCUUACACUGGUCAUUUAGUCACAUUUUUAUUUUAACAGACCCACAAUCUCAAACACGCACGCACACAAACACACAUACACGGACGCUUGUACACGGAUGUAUAAUAAAUGGAAAAAUAAAC